Molecule: messenger RNA, 2261 nt
Organism: Daphnia carinata
Lineage: Eukaryota; Metazoa; Arthropoda; Branchiopoda; Diplostraca; Daphniidae
Product: synaptic vesicle membrane protein VAT-1 homolog-like
Exons: 12
Coding region: 144-2135 (663 amino acids)
Molecular function (GO): oxidoreductase activity
Source: RefSeq, a predicted model, not a curated record
UAGUUAGUUCGGUCAACGUUGACGCGUCUGUAUAAAAACAAAUCGUGUAACCCUUGGAGGACACAGUCUGCGCUUGGAAGUCUUCCUUAAAGGAUCGUGAAUAUAAAUAGCUUAAAGUGUCGCUGCGAAAGUUCAUAAACAAAAUGCUUGGAACGAAUGAAAAUCCGGCUAGUCUUUAUCCGUCAUUGACUCCUGAAACAGCCGAAUCGACGUUAGGUGAAAAUCCAGCGGUAAUUCAAAAUCCACCUGCAGGUCGUCAGCGCCAAGGGUCGAUCAGUGAAGAUGAGGAAAUUCAAAAGGAGAUGCAAGAACUGCGCCGAAGGGACGAGGAAGAAUAUCAUCGUAAGCAACAGGAAGUAAGAAACAGGAUUGAUCUACAUCUGCGGCAGAAUGGAGGUGACCUUUCGCUUUUGUUGAGUCAACGCAUUCCCAAUGAAGUGAACUGCAUCCAGCUCUCCAGUUUCGGAACCUCGAAAAAUGUCCAGACCGCGAAGAUACAACUACCACUUCCAAUGAAUAACGAAGUGCUUAUACGAGCUCAUUCCUGCGGAGUGAGUUUCAAUGACGUAAUGACACGAAACGGAAUGCUAGAUAAUUGGGUCCGUUCUCUAAAGCCACCUGUCGUUAUGGGCAGUGAAGUUGCUGGUGAAAUCAUAGGACUUGGGAAAAACGUCACCGACUUCAAUUUGGGUGAUCGAGUUCUGGCGCUACCGGAGCGCAAAGCCUGGAGUGAAUACGUCGUCUGUCGUGCGGAGCACUGUUUCAAAAUUCCCGAUGAGAUGAACUACCAUGAUGCUGUAGCUUUGACCGUCGAUGGUAUGGUAGCUUAUUCAUUGCUUUUCCCGAUGGGCAAUCUUUGCACUGGCAAAGCUGUUCUCCUACACCCGACACCAGGCGGAUUGGGCACAAUGGUGACUCAAAUGGCUCGCUCAGUACCCAAUACUCGAAUUUUCAAAAUAGCCAUGAACAGAGAAGAAGGUGGACUAGGUGGCGAAUCGGCCGAUGAAGUGGUUCAUUAUAUUGAACACGACGCUGAUUAUGUAUCCGAGAUUCGUCAUAGUUCACCCCAUGGCGUUGAUCUAGUACUCGAUUGCCAGUAUCAUAAUAAUUUCCAGCGAGAUUUUAAUCUGUUAAGACCAAUGGGCAAGUACGUCCUGUUCGGAACUCACGCAGCCAUCAACCGCGGAUUCUUCGACAGCGCCAGAUCUUGGUGGGGCCAAGAAAGAAUUUCUCCGUUGAAACUCUACGAGGAGAACAAGAGCGUCUGCGGUUUCAAUCUACGCAAUCUGCUGUACUUCCAGAAGGAUCGUGCCUACGUUCACGAGCUAUUCGAGAAGAUCUGCAAAAUGUGGGAAGACGGUCAAAUUAAAGCAGUUUUUGAUUGUGUGCUUCAAUUCGAUGACUUCCCGGAAGCCUUGCAACGUAUGCAAGAAAACGGGCAAGGUGGAAAGAUCAUUCUAGAUCCAAGAAUGACGAAGGCUGAAUCAUUACAGCAACGUGAUUAUUUCGUGCUGGCUGAAAAGAACGUGAAACAACGACGUUGGCAACAGAAACCUUUGCUACAAAGAUUGGGUUUCCCCGAACCUGGAGACUUAGCGAAAGAUAAGCCGUUGUCACCGGAAGAAGAACGUGUUAAACAACAAGAGCAAGAACAACAGCAACCUCAUGGCUCAGGAUUGAUCCCGAAUUUGUUUCCAGUAGGAGCCGGACGCGGCAGCGAAGGCCGCUCAACGUUCGAAACUCUUAAGGAGAAGUUAACUCCAAGCUUCUUGUCCAAAGAACCGGAAGUAACCGGUGCGAUCCCGCAAUCAAAUAUCGAAACGACGCAACUUCCCGAAGCCGUUGUAGGAGCUCCAACCACCCAAGAAAUGUUUCCCAAUCUACCACAACCGCCACCAAUUUCACCUUAUUCAGUUGAAAACAUCCUAUCGCACCUUUCUACGUCAACGGAACCCUCGUCUGUCACGCCAUCCACGGAAGUGGGAGAUCAACCCGUCUUGACCAAAGAAAAAGUUGAGCUGACGGUUCCAUUGACCAAAACGGAACUGAGAGAACUGAAAGAAGAUCUUCCAGGAGCAGUGACGGAAGAGAGUAAACGUGAACCAAGCUUCCUGGGAAAGCUCCGUAGUGAAUAGAAUUGGAUGAACGAGAAAUUCGCCAAAUUCGCGCUAUAUUACAGAUUUAUCGUCACGUCGUUUGAUUUUUAAAGAUAUUGCCUUUGUAGCCUGAUUCGAUUCAAAAUAAACACUUUGUAAACAUAA